AUCAUGUCCCCUCUGAGCGCAUCAGAGAGAGAGAGAGAGAGAGAGAGGGGGAGAGAGAGAACACGACCUCAGCUCGAGGAGAAAGAACAGAGAGGGACGGGAAUAAGAGGAAUAAGAGUUUGCAUUCAGACUCAUAAGGGAGAAUCAGCUCAGAUCUCGGCUUGUGAUUCUUUUUUAAGCAGCCUCGGUUCCUCUUCCUGUUCUCCUGUCACUGGGCCUCAGGCCUGAUCCGUUCUGUCCGCCAUGGUACUGAUCCUGGGAAGACGACUAAACCGGGAGGAUUCUGGCGUCCGCGAAUCUCCUGCAGUCAAGCGCAAAGUUCUGGAGAUGGACACGAAAACUCUGAGCAGUCAUGACGUGUUCGACUUCUCCUCAGGCCCGAGCCAUGCUGAGAGCAUCCUCCAGAUGUUCAACGAGUUCCGUGACGGUCGUCUCUUCACCGACGUGGUGAUCAGCGUGGAGGGUCGUGAGUUCCCGUGUCACCGCGCCGUGCUGUCGGCGUGCAGCAGCUACUUCCGCGCCAUGUUCUGUAAUGACCACCGCGAGAGCCGCGCCAUGCUGGUGGAGAUCAACGGCAUCCGCGCCGACGCCAUGGACACUUUCCUGCAGUACGUGUACACGGGCCGCGCCCGCAUCACCACCGACAACGUGCAGUUCCUGUUCGAGACGUCCAGCUUGUUCCAGAUCGCGACGCUGCGUGACGCCUGUGCCAAGUUCCUGGAGGACCAGCUGGACCCGUGUAACUGCCUGGGCAUCCAGAGGUUCGCCGACGCCCACUCGCUCAAACAGCUCGCUGCCCGCUGCCGUAACUACGCCCUGCAGAGCUUUGCAGAUGUGGCGCAGCACGAGGAGUUCCUGGACCUGCGCCGUGACGAGCUCGAGGACUACAUCUCCAGCGACGAGCUCGUCAUCGGUAAGGAGGAGAUGGUGUUCGAGGCGGUGAUGCGCUGGGUCUACCACGACAUGGAACACCGCCGCUCCAUCCUCCGUGAGCUCCUGACGCACGUCCGUCUGCCGCUGCUGCACCCCAACUACUUCGUGCAGACGGUGGAAGGCGAUCAGCUCAUCCAGAACGCGCCGGAGUGUUACCAGCUGCUGCACGAGGCACGCCGAUACCACGUACUGGGCAAUGAAAUGAUGUCACCUAGGACACGCCCACGCAGGUCCACGGGUUUCUCUGAGGUCAUCGUGGUGGUCGGCGGCUGUGAGAGAAUCGGAGGCUUCAACCUGCCGUACACCGAGUGCUAUGACCCCGUGACAGGGGAGUGGAAAUCACUGGCCAAACUGCCCGAGUUCACCAAGUCAGAGUACGCAGUGUGUGCACUCCGCAACGACAUCCUGGUCUCAGGAGGUCGUAUCAACAGCAGAGAUGUGUGGAUGUACAACUCGCAGCUCAACAUCUGGAUCCGAGUGGCCUCGCUGAAUAAAGGACGCUGGAGACAUAAAAUGGCCGUCUUACUGGGAAAGGUGUAUGCAGUGGGCGGUUAUGAUGGUCAGUCACGCCUCAGCAGUGUGGAGUGUUACGACUCUUUCUCUAACCGCUGGACAGAGGUGGCCCCCAUGAAGGAGGCGGUCAGCUCCCCCGCGGUGGCCGGCUGCGUCAACAAGCUCUUUGUGAUCGGCGGAGGUCCUGACGACAACACCUGCUCCGAUAAGGUCCAGUGCUAUGACCCAGAGUCAGACUGCUGGUUGCUAAGGGCCAACAUCCCCAUCGCUAAGCGCUGCAUCACUGCUGUGUCCCUCAACAACCUCAUCUACGUGUCAGGCGGUUUAACUAAAUCCAUUUACUGCUACGACCCCACUGAGGACUACUGGAUGCACGUCGUGCAAACCUUCAGCAAACAAGAGAGUUGCGGGAUGUCGGUGUGUAAUGGGAAGAUCUACAUCCUGGGUGGUCGUGGUGAGAGUGGUGAGGCGUCAGACACCAUCCUGUGCUAUGAUCCGGCUACAGGCAUCAUCACAGGUGUAGCGGCGAUGCCACGCCCCAUCUCCUACCACGGCUGUGUGACCAUCCACCGCUACAACGAGAAGUUCUACCACUCAUGACCAUCCACACACACUUAGCUCUUUUCUCCUCACACACAUACACACACACACACACACACACACACACACAGGCCUUCGCUGGGUGAAGAUCACUUGAACCAGGUGUCAGAUAUUGGGUGUCGAGUGUGUGUGUGCGUGUGUGUAGCAUUUAGUAUUUACACUGUAAACUUCCAAUCCAGUAAAAGUUGUUCAACAGGAAGCUAAUAACAGUUUUAAUUAGAAUUCUGAAUCAUUUUUAAUUAAGAAUAAUUUUCACAUUUCAAAAACGUAAUUAAUAUUUUAAUUUUUUAAUUAUUUCCUUCCCAUCUGGCAAAACAACAUCAGACAACACUCAAGCAAUAAUGUAAAAUAUCAUUCAAUAUUUUUUUAAAAAAAGGUUUGCAUUAAACACCAAAGAUUUUAUUUUAUUUUAUUUUAUUUUAUUUUUAAUUCUGGUAUUCGAAAAUAAAUAUUUGAUGAUUUCAUGUUUUAUUUAUUUCUGUUGUUAAAACUGUUAUUAGUUUUCUCCCAGCAUUUUUACUAUAUUAUUAGAUGUUUCUUUUUUUUCUUUAAUUUUUUAGCACAUUAAAGUUGGCAUGUUCCUCCGUCAGCCCUGUGACCUUUGACCCCUGUAUUUUUUCUUUUUUAUCAGAGUUCUCUGCAGGUUUUUUCUCUAAUUAUGUUUAUUACAUUAUGUAUUUUGUUAUUAUUGUUAUUAUUUUAUUCAGGUGUUUGUGUUGAUGGUGUGUGUGUGUGUGUGUGUGUGUGUGUGUGUGACUCGACACUGUGCUGUGUGUGUGUGUGUGUGUGUGUGUGUGACUCGACACUGUGCUGUGUGUGUGUGUGUGACUCGACACUGUGCUGUGUGUGUGUGUGUGUGUGUGUGUGUGUGACUCGACACUGUGCUGUGUGUGUGUGUGUGUGACUCGACACUGUGCUGUGUGUGUGUGUGACUCGACACUGUGCUGUGUGUGUGUGUGUGUGUGUGUGACUCGACACUGUGCUGUGUGUGUGUGUGUGUGUGACUCGACACUGUGCUGUGUGUGUGUGUGUGUGUGUGUGUGUGUGACUCGACACUGUGCUGUGUGUGUGUGUGACUCGACACUGUGCUGUGUGUGUGUGUGUGUGUGUGUGACUCGACACUGUGCUGUGUGUGUGUGUGUGUGUGUGUGUGACUCGACACUGUGCUGUGUGUGUGUGUGUGUGUGUGUGUGUGUGACUCGACACUGUGCUGUGUGUGUGUGUGUGUGUGUGACUCGACACUGUGCUGUGUGUGUGUGUGUGUGUGUGUGUGUGUGACUCGACACUGUGCUGUGUGUGUGUGUGACUCGACACUGUGCUGUGUGUGUGUGUGUGUGACUCGACACUGUGCUGUGUGUGUGUGUGUGACUCGACACUGUGCUGUGUGUGUGUGUGUGUGACUCGACACUGUGCUGUGUGUGUGUGUGUGUGUGACUCGACACUGUGCUGUGUGUGUGUGUGUGUGACUCGACACUGUGCUGUGUGUGUGUGUGUGUGUGACUCGACACUGUGCUGUGUGUGUGUGUGUGUGACUCGACACUGUGCUGUGUGUGUGUGUGUGUGUGUGUGUGACUCGACACUGUGCUGUGUGUGUGUGUGUGUGUGUGACUCGACACUGUGCUGUGUGUGUGUGUGUGUGACUCGACACUGUGCUGUGUGUGUGUGUGUGUGUGUGACUCGACACUGUGCUGUGUGUGUGUGUGACUCGACACUGUGCUGUGUGUGUGUGUGUGUGUGUGUGACUCGACACUGUGCUGUGUGUGUGUGUGUGUGUGUGUGUGACUCGACACUGUGCUGUGUGUGUGUGUGUGUGUGACUCGACACUGUGCUGUGUGUGUGUGUGUGUGUGUGACUUGACACUGUGCUGUGUGUGUGUGUGUGACUCGACACUGUGCUGUGUGUGUGUGUGUGUGUGUGACUCGACACUGUGCUGUGUGUGUGUGUGUGUGUGACUCGACACUGUCUUGUGUGUGUGUGUGUGUGUGUGUGUGACUCGACACUGUGCUGUGUGUGUGUGUGUGACUCGACACUGUGCUGUGUGUGUGUGUGUGUGUGACUCGACACUGUGCUGUGUGUGUGUGUGUGUGUGUGUGUGACUCGACACUGUGCUGUGUGUGUGUGUGUGUGACUCGACACUGUCUUGUGUGUGUGUGUGUGUGUGUGUGUGACUCGACACUGUGCUGUGUGUGUGUGUGUGUGUGUGUGACUCGACACUGUGCUGUGUGUGUGUGUGUGUGUGUGUGUGACUCGACACUGUGCUGUGUGUGUGUGUGUGACUCGACACUGUGCUGUGUGUGUGUGUGUGUGUGUGACUCGACACUGUGCUGUAUGUGUGUGUGUGUGUGUGUGUGUGACUCGACACUGUGCUGUGUGUGUGUGUGUGUGUGUGUGACUCGACACUGUGCUGUAUGUGUGUGUGUGUGUGUGUGUGUGACUCGACACUGUGCUGUGUGUGUGUGUGUGUGUGUGUGACUCGACACUGUGCUGUGUGUGUGUGUGUGUGUGUGUGACUCGACACUGUGCUGUAUGUGUGUGUGUGUGUGUGUGUGUGACUCGACACUGUGCUGUGUGUGUGUGUGUGUGUGUGACUCGACACUGUGCUGUGUGUGUGUGUGUGUGUGUGUGUGUGUGACUCGACACUGUGCUGUGUGUGUGUGUGUGUGUGUGUGACUCGACACUGUGCUGUGUGUGUGUGUGUGUGUGACUCGACACUGUGUUGUGUGUGUGUGUGUGUGUGUGUGACUCGACACUGUGCUGUGUGUGUGUGUGUGUGUGUGUGACUCGACACUGUGCUGUGUGUGUGUGUGUGUGUGUGACUCGACACUGUGCUGUGUGUGUGUGUGUGUGUGUGUGUGACUCGACACUGUGCUGUGUGUGUGUGUGUGUGUGUGUGUGUGACUCGACACUGUGCUGUGUGUGUGUGUGUGUGUGUGUGUGUGUGUGUGACUCGACACUGUGCUGUGUGUGUGUGUGUGUGUGUGUGUGUGACUCGACACUGUGCUGUGUGUGUGUGUGUGUGUGUGUGACUCGACACUGUGCUGUGUGUGUGUGUGUGUGUGUGUGUGUGUGUGACUCGACACUGUGCUGUGUGUGUGUGUGUGUGUGUGUGUGUGUGUGUGUGUGUGACUCGACACUGUGCUGUGUGUGUGUGUGUGUGUGACUCGACACUGUGCUGUGUGUGUGUGUGUGUGUGUGUGUGUGUGUGACUCGACACUGUGCUGUGUGUGUGUGUGUGUGUGUGUGUGACUCGACACUGUGCUGUGUGUGUGUGUGUGUGUGUGUGUGUGUGACUCGACACUGUGCUGUGUGUGUUUUCAGGAAAUAAUUUAAGAAAUUUGACGUUGCUGUGUUUAUGUACACAGUCAUGGACUAGUCUUUGUGUUUCUGAUCAACAUCUAACCACUGAGAGUAUUCUUCUUCUUCUUCUUCUUCUUCCUCUUCACUUCCUCCUCCUCCUCCUCCUUUUCCUCUUCUUCCUCCUACUUCUUUUCUCUUUUUAGAAUUUUUUAUGCCCAGUGAAAAUCUUUAUUUUAUUUUUUUUAACUCGGAUGAUUACUCUGCAGUCUGUGUUUUCAGUGGCUCUUUUUAUUCCUUGAUUUUUUAAAUACUGAAUUUUUGUUGUAAAUAAUAAAUUAAAGCCUUUUUUACUGUAUCAGUAAAUUUUUAUAAUCAUACCAACACUUUAUUACUGUAACUUAAAAAGGAAAAAAAGGUGUUAAGGAUGUAGCAGCCACAACUGACCGUGUGUGUGUGUGUGUGUGUGUGUGUGUGUGUGUGUUUUAAGCAAAUUUGAGAUCUUUAAAUUGAUUUUUUUUCUUCCAGAAUAUAUCUUUUUUUUGUGUGUAGUCAAGUGCAAAAGUUUACACGCCCUAAGGACAAAAUUUGAAUGAAAAAGUUAAUUAUUUUAUUUUUAAUCUUUAUUCAUUACAAAAUGGUGAAAUGGUGUGUUUUAAAAUUAUUAAUAGUGAAAAAUUUAAAUAAAAUAAAUAGAUAAAUAGUAUCAGUUAACAGAGUAAGUUUUUCUUCUUAUUGGUGAUCUAAAUAUUCUUGAAAAACUUUAAUAUUGAUUCUUUUAAAAUUCAGAGCAGUAAUUAUUUUAUUGUAUU
This is a messenger RNA of Hemibagrus wyckioides, 6152 nucleotides long. It is a transcript of the gene klhl24b, whose product is annotated as kelch-like family member 24b. Lineage: Eukaryota; Metazoa; Chordata; Actinopteri; Siluriformes; Bagridae. The record is from RefSeq and is a predicted model, not a curated record. Bases 244 to 2046 code for a protein of 600 amino acids. The transcript is spliced from 7 exons. Gene Ontology annotation, molecular function: protein binding.